Psammomys obesus (fat sand rat) is the source of this 5382-nucleotide messenger RNA. It is a transcript of the gene Mre11, whose product is annotated as MRE11 homolog, double strand break repair nuclease. Gene Ontology annotation, molecular function: DNA endonuclease activity; 3'-5'-DNA exonuclease activity; manganese ion binding. Gene Ontology annotation, cellular component: nucleus; Mre11 complex. Bases 198 to 2357 code for a protein of 719 amino acids. The record is from RefSeq and is a predicted model, not a curated record. Gene Ontology annotation, biological process: mitochondrial double-strand break repair via homologous recombination; meiotic DNA double-strand break formation; double-strand break repair via homologous recombination. Lineage: Eukaryota; Metazoa; Chordata; Mammalia; Rodentia; Muridae. The transcript has 20 exons.
CGCGCCUAAUUCAGGUUAUCUGCUUGCGGUGUUCUUGUUCUGGUGUUCUCCUGAGGUGGAGAUGGCCCGUGGUCUUGCUGGUGACCUCUGAGUCCAGGUUGGGAAUUUGGAAUCGGGUGACUUUUCUGACAUACCUGAACAGAGAACCCCAGGGUACUUGGAGAGGAACCUGGUCCCAGCGGAACUCUACCAUAAAAAUGAGUCCCAUAGAGCCACCAGACGAUGAAGACACAUUUAAAAUCCUGGUUGCCACCGAUAUUCAUCUUGGAUUUAUGGAGAAAGAUGCAGUUAGAGGAAAUGAUACAUUUGUGACACUUGAUGAAAUUUUAAGACUUGCCCUGGAAAAUGAAGUGGAUUUUAUUUUGUUAGGUGGUGAUCUUUUCCAUGAGAACAAACCCUCGAGAAAAACCCUGCACAGCUGCUUGGAGUUGCUUAGAAAGUACUGUAUGGGUGAUCGCCCUGUGCAGUUUGAGAUCAUCAGUGACCAGUCAGUCAACUUUGGUUUUAGUAAGUUUCCAUGGGUGAACUACCAGGAUGGCAACCUCAACAUUUCCAUUCCAGUGUUUAGUAUCCACGGCAACCAUGAUGAUCCCACAGGGGCAGAUGCCCUCUGUGCCCUGGAUAUUUUAAGCUGUGCUGGGUUUGUUAAUCACUUUGGACGAUCAACAUCUCUGGAGAAGAUUGACAUUAGUCCGGUUCUGCUUCAGAAAGGAAACACAAAACUCGCUCUAUACGGCUUAGGGUCCAUUCCAGAUGAAAGGCUCUAUCGGAUGUUUGUCAAUAAAAAAGUAACAAUGCUGAGACCAAAGGAAGAUGAGAACUCAUGGUUUAACUUAUUUGUGAUUCAUCAGAACAGGAGUAAACAUGGAAAUACCAACUUUAUCCCAGAGCAAUUUUUGGAUGACUUCAUCGACCUCGUUAUCUGGGGUCAUGAACAUGAGUGUAAAAUUGCCCCAACCAAAAAUGAGCAGCAGCUCUUCUAUGUGUCUCAGCCAGGAAGCUCGGUGGUGACCUCCCUUUCCCCUGGAGAAACUGUGAAGAAGCAUGUGGGCUUGCUGCACAUCAAAGGGAGGAAGAUGAAAAUGCAGAAGCUGCCUCUCCGCACUGUGCGGCAGUUCUUCAUGGAGGAUGUGGUUCUGGCUAACCACCCAAGCCUCUUCAACCCCGACAAUCCUAAGGUGACCCAGGCCAUCCAGAGCUUCUGUUUGGAGAAGAUUGAAGAAAUGCUUGAAAAUGCUGAGCGGGAUCGGUUGGGGAAUUCUCAACAGCCGGAGAAGCCUCUUAUACGACUACGGGUGGACUACAGUGGAGGCUUUGAACCUUUCAACGUUCUUCGUUUUAGCCAGAAGUUUGUGGACCGGGUCGCUAACCCAAAAGAUAUCAUCCACUUUUUCAGGCACAGGGAACAAAAAGAAAAGACGGGAGAAGAGAUCAACUUCGGGAAGCUCAUUCCAAAACCUGCUUCAGAAGGAAUGACACUCAGAGUAGAAGACCUUGUAAAGCAGUAUUUCCAGACUGCAGAGAAGAAUAUUCAGCUCUCACUGCUGACAGAAAGAGGGAUGGGUGAAGCUGUUCAAGAAUUUGUGGACAAGGAAGAGAAAGAUGCCAUCGAGGAAUUAGUGAAGUACCAGCUGGAGAAAACACAGCGGUUUCUUAAGGAGCGCCAUAUCGAUGUCCUGGAGGACAAAAUUGAUGAAGAGGUCCGACGUUUCAGAGAAAGCAGACAGAGAAAUAUCAACGAAGAAGAUGAUGAAGUUCGAGAGGCCAUGAGCAGGGCCCGCGCGCUCAGAUCGCAGUCAGAGAGCUCUGCCUCAGCCUUUAGUCCUGACGACCCAAGUUUUGACUUAACGGAACAGACAGCAGAUGACUCUGAUGACAGCCUGUCUGCAGUGCCUAGCAGAGGCCGAGGCCGAGGGCGAGGGCGAAGAGGAAGCAGAGGGCAGAGCACUGCACCCAGAGGAGGUUCUCAGAGAGGCCGAGGUCAGCGUUCGUCUUUGUCUUUCAACACUUCAGACUUGCAAGACACUGGAUUGGAGAGGGCUACUCGAGGCAGAAGCUCCAAAGCCACUGCACCAACAUCUAGAAAUAUGUCCAUUCUAGACGCUUUCAGGUCUACCCGACAGCAGCCUUCCAGAAACGUUGCCACUAAGAAUUACUCAGAGACCAUUGAGGUGGAUGAAUCUGAUGAAGAUGACAUUUUUCCUACCAGUUCCAAGUCUGAUCAAAGGUGGUCAGGCACAGCAUCUAGCAAACGGAUGUCCCAGAGCCAGACAGCCAAAGGGGUGGACUUUGAAUCAGAUGAGGAUGAUGACGACGACCCUUUCAUGAGCAGUUCUCUAAGAAGAAACCAAAGAUAAUGUUUUUAACGGAACUUUGAAAUUUGCACAAUACAGGAAGAAAUCAGAGCCCCGCAUGCUGACUUUACAGCUGAAGAUGUUAAUGGUGCCGCUAAGGAGCCUGAAACAUCUGCUGACCAAGACCAUAGUGUGUAGGGUUUAUAUUUUGAAGUGUUGAUUCCUGAGCAUGUCCUAGCCCAGUGGUAAGGAGAUGGCUGCUUCCCUUAGUCUUCAGCCUGCUUGCGGUCUAUAUCUAGGGAUGCUCUGCCGUAUGUUGAUUUCCUGGUGUAACUGUGUGCUUCUGGCUUGUAAGAGCUUUGCUAAAUGCCAUUCUUGAAUGAAGAUUAGAGAAAACCCUUCCGUUAUUCAUUUCUGCUUCAUGAUCAGAGACUGUCAGCCUCCCGUGCUACAGCAGCAAAGUUGACAGACUGGGUGCUUCAUGUUGCUGUCUUUUCCUGGAUCUCCAGAAGCAAGCCCUUCUGCAGAGCAGCCUGAGCUCCCUGUUUGUCACCAACUGUGAAUUUCAGUGCUUGCCAGAGGAUCAUGCACUAAGACUGAGGGACUAGAAGACCUUAUAUUUCAAUAACUAGUAUAAGGGUUUUGUUAAGUUUAUUUUUUGUUGUUUUGCUUUUGUUUUUUUAUUCACAUUGUAGCAAAGAUUUGAGUUCUAAGUUCUCUCUAUAUCAUUAAUGACACUCUUUCUCAUUUAUACUCAUCAGGGGGAGAAAGGGUAAAUAGAAAUUUUCUGUCUUCCUAAAAAUAUUGACAAGGACUUUUUUUUUAGGCAAAGCCCCAGCUGACCGCGUGGUUAGUUCAGGCUGACACACUGACAAAGAGCUUCUGCCCAGUGUUGAUGCCGGGCUUUCUUACCAGCAGCACUUUAUCAUGGGUUUGGUUGCUGCAAACAUCUCUGGAUGAUCCUGAAACUGAUGGAGACAGCAGGUUUAUAUUUUCUUAAUUGUUUUAGGAAGGAAAUAAAAAUGUUACCCUUUCAGAGUUGAGUUAAAUAAUCUCAUUCCCUCUUCCCCACCCUAAAAACCUCUGCUGGUCCUUUUAAUUUUAAAAGGCAAGUGUGUUCAAACACUCCUUGAGAAAAUCUGGAUCCUACUAAGACACCAGUGUGGUGCUUUCAUAGGCAGACACCAGUUGCUUUAGCUAAGCAAUGUUCAUGACCAUCAAAUUAAUGUUGUCUGCAACUGGCCAAGCAUGGGGGCCCAGCACCUGACAGCAGUGCCUCUACCACAGUGUCCAGCACUGGCGAACUGCUCAGAGCGUGCUCUCUAACUGACAGAGCCAGGACUGUUCAAGGAGCACGAGAGCAGAAGGUCUGGUCCUGUGAGCUACCCUCAGGCAGUUCUCCCAACAGCUGCAUCACAUUCAUGGGGAAGCAUUCCCAGGAUUUGCUUGGAAAGGAGAUGACAUGUGGGCCUCUGUAGGGUGGAGGCUAGUGGGGAGGUUGUGGGCAGCAUUAGCUGGUGCUCUGUGUGCCAGGGAAGUGCUCCUAGUUGAGUGACAGUGAGGACUUGUCACCACACUCCCUGACAGGCUUCUGGGAAGCUUAAUGAGGCUUUUCCUCCAUUAAAAACUUUGGCUGGGGUAUAGAAUGAUGCUGAAAGCUGCAAGGGGAAGUGAGUCCCUGGCAGGUGGGAGUAUGGAAAUCUUUCAUUCUACUAGCAUUAUGGUAAGUAAGGAAGGGAAAUGCUCUUUAUUGAAAGUCAUUGUGUAAUGAGCUAUACCACAAAGCCCUGAGCUUAUUUAAAGGAGCAAAAUCUAGCAUUGGCUCUUUGUUAACAGUUUUCAGGCCUGUGGGUGUCAGCUAGAUGGAGUCUUCUGACCUGGACCAACAAGUUGUUCUUCAGUGACAGCUUUCUGAGAGGGAGUGCCAGGAGUUCAGAAAAUAAAGAAGAUAGAGUUGGGGUUAGGAAGUCUUGCAAGGAUGUGUCUUUAUGUCGAGCAAGUUUAUUAAGAAGUACAACAUCUUAUAUACAGUUUGUUAGGGGGAAAUGGGACAAGGUCAGUGGAAAACUAUCAUACAGUGGGAUGAAGUCAGCAAGAAGCAGGUCAAGCCGUGUUGCCCAAGGGAAACACAGGCUAUCUCAAGUGCAUCAUAGACGGAGCAUGCAGCAGCUUUGGACCUGAUAACUACAGUCUCUUCAGAGGGAAAAGGUACAUUCGCAGGACCAAAACCAAAUCCUUCAAGACUCUGGCUCCAGCCCCAGCCCAGACCUUGCCAAGUCUGCCCCUGGGUGACAACAUAGAACUGGGCUCUCUUUGUUCUUUCAUGGGGCCUUCUUGUGAAUGCCUCAGAUCAGCCUGCCUCCCAACAGACUUCCAGAUAAUUAUGAGCACCCCCAUUUGCUCUUGGAGGAUAUGAUAGAUCCACGAUGAAUGAGGACCUUUGACCUUUAUGCCUACCAAAGAAUCCACCUCGUCCGAGCAGUGUUUCAUAUGAGUUUAUAUGGGGCGUGCACUGUACCUCUCUAGCUGCUUGCAAGUCAAGCCUCUAAACAGGCAGUUUAAUUCAGGAACAUAUAAAACUUAUUUUUAUAAACUUUUAAAAUUGCCGGUGACCGUAGUUAUAAAAAAGCCAUGCCUUAAACUAUGACGUGAACACUCUAGAGAUGCUGCUGCCAGGAGCCAGUGGGAGGUGCUGGCCGCUGGGAAGCAGAGUGGCUGCAAUUCGGAGCACUCUGGCUGCAGUGUUUUGCAGUGAUUGAGAAUCUAUUCAGCAAAGCUCUGAGUAUCCUUGAUCUGGUGUGCAGGAUGCAUAUUUCACCUGUUUGGCACCCAUUCAUAGAAUGGCCCAUUUGAUAAGCCUUAGAAGUAAAGGCUUGAGAACAAUCUACAGUUGAUGCCUUCAUAAAGAAAGAAACAAAUCUUCACUAGAAAAUUAAGUUAAAAGUGGUUUCCUGGCAUGAAAAAAUUUUUAAUGUGUUUAUAAGCAAUAUUUCCCUCAAACUGAGCUGAUGUCUUUUUUUGUAUCUGUUAGACAUUUACUUCCAAGUAGUAUUUUGAGACUUUUAAGAGCUGACAUUAAGAUAUUACA